AUGCCAGCCUCGCCGAACGCUGCCGCCUGCAGACGCAGCGUGCUGUCGUGUGUCAGGUGUCGAAAGAGGAAAUCCAAGUGCGACAGACAGUUACCGUCGUGUUCACAAUGUGUCGCGGUGGGCGCAGAAUGCAGGGGCUUCAACUCAGCCCGCGGCGCUGCCAUUCCGCGAAGCAUUGUACACCAUCUGGAGAACGAGAUUGCCAGCCUCGAGUUGAAAUUGGCAGCACUGGGCUGCGAUGAGGCCGAAAUUCAAGGGGAGACCGAUCACAAGGAGACACCCAACCUGAACCUGUCUGUCCUUGCUACGGCUACGAUGAUGGAUGAGCCAUCGCGAGUCUCCUCCUCGGAGACGGAGAUCAGAGAGCAACACGUCGCGGUGGAACAUGCAACGAAUAGGCCCACUCCGAGUACACCCUCGCACCAUCGGAGAACAUCGAGUACCCGAGACGCGACCAAGGAGCGUGUCAUUGCCAGCGCCGAAAUCCAAUCGAUGAUCAAUGCAACUUUGCCAGUGGGUCCAUCACUGACGGACGUUGUACGGCGAGUCCGGAUGGGGCUCACGCCGUCGCUGGUACUCUCGCCGGAGGCAAAGGAGCAGGCCCUCAGCAAGACUCCAGCACAGAAUCGCGACAGCGAGCCCGAGACUGAUGUGUCGACCUUGGCAAGCCUGCCGUCCCACGUCGUCCACACGUUGGUCAAGAAAUACGUGCAACGCAUGCUCCCUGUCCACCCGUUUCUCUACGAGCCGACCAUAUGGGAACAGCUCGACCGGGUGCUCCUGAAGAUCCCGCGGGCUGAGGGAAUAGAGUCCUGCCCACAGACAGUAAGGCUUGACUACGACUUCCUCGUCAUCUACUUGAUUCUCUCCGUGUCUGCCACAUUGGGCAGUGCAAAGGUAGGCCAAGGGGCGCGGUGCAUGGCCUUUUCUGAAGCGCUCUUCAAGGAAGGGAUCCGUCACCUCUCGCAGAAUGCAGCUUAUCCGUCCGACAUGGCCUGGAUCCAAGUCACGUUGCUGAUACUGCAAUACGCAUCCAUCAAUCCGAAGCUGGGGAACGUGUGGAUCCUCAGUGGGUUUGCCAUGCGCAAUUGUCUCGAGCUGGGCCUGCAUCGCGAAGUUUCCGAGAGCAUGGGACUGGACCCCUUGACCAUAGAUUUACGCCGACGCAUCUUCUGGGCUGCAUACUGUAUGGAUCGGUCCAUUUGUGCGGCGCUCCAGAGGCCGCUGUCCAUUCCGGACCCGGCAAUUGACACGAGCGUCAUGUCAGUGCUCGAAGAUCGGUGCAUCACUGCACACGGACUCGAUCACCGGGGACAAGCAACAAAGAAAUUGGCUAUUCGCUGGAUCGAAUUUCGGCGAGUGCAAUCCACAAUCAUCGAAGUCCAUUUCCAAAGUCGGCUGCUGGAGCCCCAACAGACGUGGCAGGAGUGGCUGAUGGCCACAGAGCGACGACUGUGGGAGUGGUAUCAAUCCGAUCUCCCACACGACGGGUGGACCGAGUUCGCCUUGAUGCACGGCCUAGUAAUGUUGCACAGACCAUCCUCCCGUGUGCCGUUGCCAUCUUCCUCGAGCAUGUCCACGGCCUUCGAGGCAGCCUGCUCGGCGGCCAAGAGCUGCCGAGGGCAGAUCCUGUCGGGAUACUUCCCACGACCAUGGCUUGCGGCUCACCACACCUUUGAAAUGGCCCUGGUGGUGCUGUUCUGUCUACGGCACAAUUUUGAGGCGAUCGCGCUGCGGUUCAGUCCCAACGAGAUCUUUGAGAUGACAAAGCUCUUCACCUCGAACCUGCUGACCAUCUCAAGCCAAGGCUGGACGGAAGUCUCCGCCUAUGCGGCCAUCUACGAGAGACUCCUGAGCCCAUUACUUGAUGCCAUAUUCACCCGGUCUAGACCCGUCGAGGCGGCGUAUACCCCAGAGCAGGAAGCGGAAAUGGCGAGGCUGCUGUACCCCAGUCCUGCACAUCCCCAGGAGCUGCGGUUCGCGGACAUAAGCGGUUCCAAUGGCACAGAGGAUCUGUUCUCGUUCGAUGCCGGUAUUUUCGACUGGGAUGACGAUCUGCUGGCUCAUGACACGGAUUCGUUCCCGUUAUUGGUAUUCUAA
Messenger RNA from Fonsecaea erecta, 2100 nucleotides. RefSeq lists its product as hypothetical. Bases 1 to 2100 code for a protein of 699 amino acids. Lineage: Eukaryota; Fungi; Ascomycota; Eurotiomycetes; Chaetothyriales; Herpotrichiellaceae. The transcript is spliced from 2 exons. Gene Ontology annotation, biological process: DNA-templated transcription; positive regulation of transcription by RNA polymerase II. Gene Ontology annotation, molecular function: DNA-binding transcription factor activity, RNA polymerase II-specific; sequence-specific DNA binding; zinc ion binding. The record is from RefSeq and is a predicted model, not a curated record.